AUGGCUGGACGCGCUACUAAACAAAGUAGCGCCAUCCCAGCCUGGAGAAAAAGAAUUGAGGACCGUAUCGCAAAGGCAAGGGCCCUUAUCGGCAGACUGAUAAGCUUCAGGUCGGGUAAUAAUAGACCGAGGGUUGUGCGCACCGUUAGAAUGGCGUUUGCUGGGACAAAUAUCAGUUUUUCCCAGCCGGAUAUCACGCAAAAACUAACGGAGCACAUAGAUGACCUGAAGCAAAAGAUCGCUGCUUGGGAGAGGAGGAUUCGACGAUUUACCGAGAGGUCAAGGCCGUUCAACCAGAACCGUCUCUUCCAGAGUGAUCAGAAGGGGCUCUAUAAGUCAUUGGAGCGACCAGAGGUACGUGGAGCGGGCCCGGGACCGGAUCAGGCUAACACUGUCGCAUUUUGGCGUGGCCUGUGGUCAGAGCCCGUAAACCACAGCGAGGGCCCUUGGAUGGAAGUUGUGGCGAGCCAGAGUGCGAGCGUUACGCCUAUGGACCCAGUCACCAUAACGCCGGAAGACAUGGCUGAGGCGGUUCGUAGGGCCCCGAACUGGAAAAGUUCGAGGCUCGACGGACUGCAUUAUUACUGUCUGAAGAGGUUCGUAGUGGCGCCCGACAGUUUCAAGAGGCUCUCGAUCAGAAGUCACUCCCGAGCCUCUUCACUUCUGGGAUCACUCACUUGGUUUCUAUAG
Molecule: messenger RNA, 690 nt
Organism: Parnassius apollo (apollo)
Lineage: Eukaryota; Metazoa; Arthropoda; Insecta; Lepidoptera; Papilionidae
Source: the annotation of a GenBank genome assembly